UCUUAAAUGGUGAUUUAGAUGAAGAAAUAUAUGAUGUGAGCCUUUAGGGCAACCUGAAUCACGAUGCUCGAAGGUGAAAAAAGGACGUAUCACGUGGAAGCAAGAAGACAGACGAGAGCCAAAAUCCCCGGUGGGAAGGGGGGAUUCCCCGCUCGGAGCAUCAGACAGGAGGGUUCCCUAGUCUGAAGAUGAGAUUCCCCGCCUGGGGAUUUGAAGACUUGCGACAAGGGGACCGGGGCUGACGGGUUAUUGUUAUCUUUAUUGUUUAGAAUUCCUUUAUUUUUAUGUGUUUGGAUUAGUUUAUUAUUUCCCUAGCCUAUAUAAAGGGUUAAACACAAGAUUUAGGGCAGACUUUGAAGAAUUUAUUGAUUUUAUCUUGGUUCACUUGAGAGUUUUAUCUUGUGGAUUGUGUUUUAUAUCAAUCGAGUAUUCCUCUUGAUUGUGGUCAAGGUUUUAACCUAUAUUGAUAGAGCUUUCUCCAUGGUGUGAGAUUGCACUUCAAUUCCACCCUAUCCCUGGUUCUAAAUCUCGUUCUUAGCUGUGCGACUUUGCUAACUAAGUGCACUGUUUUGUGCUUGUAUCAUGUGGUAACAUUGCCUGGUUCAAAACAGUGGCGAGAACGAAGGUGAGAGGACCUAUUUCUUCUCGUACGAGAUUGAAAGACCCCAUAGCGAACUGCAUUGCAUAGGAGGAUUCUUUGUUAGGAAGAAAUCCCAUCCGAAGAAUAAAUAAUUGUGGAGUAGCAAAUUAAUGCUUCAGAACUGUUGCAGACUAUCAUGGCGCAAUUGAAAGCAACCUUCCAAGUUCGAUUCGACUAGAUCAACACGUGCCUAUAUGCUCUUUUGCCGCCAUCACCAGGACUCCAUCUGAUUCCUGAGGAAAAUCGACAUCAGGGGGUUCCAACUAGAACAAAACUGAUUGGAACCGACCAAGCCCUAGAUACAAGGAUUCACAACUUGGAGUAGGGGUUGAUCACAACAGAGCCUGAUCGAGCACGUCAAGAACAUGAAUUUGGUGAUUACGAUGGGAGAUCACUAGAGGCAGGACAUGAAGGUACCAUUGCGGAAUUACAAGGGGAUCAAGCUUUCAGUUCCUUUGUUUCAAGGAUCUCUCAAUGCUUCUGCGUACCUAGAUUGGGAGAGGAAGAUCAUCUUAUUCUUUCAAUGUGGCAAUUACAAUGAGCAACAAAAGGUAUCACUAGCCACGUAUGAAUUCACUGAUUAUGUAGCUAUAUGGUGGGAGUAGGUACAACUCAAGAGAAGAAGGAAUCUACAGCCGAAUGUAACGGCUUGGGCUGAAUUGAGAGGGCUCAAGAGAGAGGUUCAUGUCAAGGUACUAUCAAAGGCAACUCUUUGAUUCCAUGUAGGGAAUUCGACAAGGAGCACUAUAUGUUGAGGAAUAUUUCAGGGAGCUUGAUUUGUUUUUUAUGAAGGCAAAUGUGAGGGAAGAUAAGGAAGCUACAAUUUCUCGAUUUCUGCAUGGUUUCAAUCAAAAAAUUAGGCACGAAGUUGUACUUCGUCAGUUUGUGGAGAUGGAGGAAGUGGUUCACCUAGCCAUUAAGGUGGAGAAGCAGUUGAAGGUCAACUCUGGAAGAAGGUAUCCACAUUCACCUAAGCCAGUUGCAGAGAACAUGGGCGAGUGUGCUAUGAAUCCUUUACGUCCAGAAGGAGCCAAGCCAUCAGACAUGACACUGCUCCUUUCAUCUAAGCCAUGCCAAAGGAUCAACUGGAAGCAUCCAAUGCUUCAAAUGUCUGGACGAGGUCACAAGGCAAACUCGUGGCCCAACAAGAAGACUAUGGUUCUGGAGAUAGAGAAUACUUUUUUGAGGAGUGUGAAGAGAAGCCAACGGGGAAGGGAAUCGAUUCUGAUUCUGAUGAUGAUGUUGAUGAGCACAUCAUUGCUGAAAUUCCUCCAAUGGAUAAGUUUCUUAGAGUCAAUCUGUUUUCCAACGAGAAAACUUGUGUUGAAGCAAAUUGAUUGCACCUUGACAUGAACAACGAUCAACUUAACACGGUUCACACCUCUUCAAACAAAGUUCAAACGAGGGUGUUCGAUUUUUACACGACCCACGACACCAAAUCUAAAUUAAAUUAACCCUACUCCUUUGGAGGUUCUGCGAGAGCUCCAGAUCUAUGACUAUGGCUAUUUGUAGAGAAAAAGGUAAAGUUUGACGUAUGCAUCAAUUGUUUGGUUGUGGAACCUCUCUCUGCCGACCCUUCCUCCUAUUUAUAGCCAUGGGGAGAUAACUAUUGUAGAAAACCGCCUCUUGGAUAACUCCCAAAAAGAACUGGUCCCUGCUUCCUCAGACAUGGUGGUUACUCCCUCAACCGCCUAGGUUCCUCUCUUGGAACUGUCACGAGUCUUGGAGUGUGUCUUGCCUCGUAUGGUCUUAUUCUAGAUCUCGUGCCACGCUAGUCUUUUGAUGAGCAUGUGGUGUCUCGCAAAGGGGUCGUGGUCGUCUUGCCUAAUUGCCAUGGACUUCUUACUCAUGUCCAUGGCCCUCUUGGGCUUAGUCACUAGUGAUAUAAUGCUCCACCACCACGCCCUUCUCAUUCGUGUCCAUGGCCAUCACAUGACACGACCAUGGACCUCUUAAUCAUGCACAUGGCCCUUCUCGUGAGGCGGCAUGUCUUCUCAUACUUAGUAUUUUUCAAUAGUGCCUUCUUGUCUCGCGUCUAUGCCCAUUCUCGUGAAGCGGCAUGGCCUUCUCAGACUUAGUCUCUUUUUUUUUUUUGUCUCCUAAGAGAGAUGUCUCUCACGCGUCAGGACAUGGCCCUCUUUGUGAAGUGACACGUUCUUUUUGAUUUCUAGAUGGACAUGGCCCUCCUCGUUGAAGCGGCACGUCCCUCUGUAGACUUAGAAUAUUUUUGUGCAAUCUCGUGGCACGACAUGACCUCUUACAAGAGGCCCAUGUCCCUUGUUGAAUCAAGUUCAUGCUCAUUAAUGACUUAGUGGUUUGAGCUUAAAAUCAAUAUACAUAAGGGUCAGCUUAAACAACAUUAAUUGUUAUAAUUAACAUAACAUUAUAAACACAUUAAUUACCUUGUAACUCAUCAAUGUGUUACAUGGCAAUUUUAUGGUGUAAACACAAUCGUAGAGUGUCUCCCUUGAAUCUCCAGCUGAACAAGAACGAGAUAAUCUAUUUCAUACUCGCUGCAUGAUGGAUGGAAAGUUGUUGUCUGUGGUGAUCGAUGGUGGUAGUUGCACCAAUGUAGUGAGUCUUGAUGCAGUUAAGAAGGUUGGACCGAGCAUAGUGGCGGAUACAUGCAUGUUUAGGGGUGUCCCGGGACACCCCUAAAAUUUGGAACACGAUUAUUCAACCUCCGAUAGUAGUUUGCGUAUAAGCAAAAAAAUAUUUAAGUGGUAGUGGGACACCCUUGAAAUUUGAUAAAAAUUAUUAUCCAACCUUCCGUAGUAGUUUGCAUACUGGUAUAAAUAAUAUUUAAAUAGUAGUCUAUGUGAUUUAAACUUGGGACACUGUCUUUAUUAGUAAGAUAUUUUUAUAUUUAAUAAUUAUUUAAUUAAAUUUUAAUAUUUAAUUAAAUUUUUUUGGAGAGGAUACCCCUACGUAGAAUUCCUGGAUCCGCCACUGACCGAGCACCAUUAUGAUUUUAAAAUCAUGGUUCAAUGAUGAUAUAUAUGAAAAACGGAAACCACCUUGAAACCGUUUGCCAUCCCUCAAAUGCAGAUCACAAAAUUCAUUUUUUUUUUCUAUAAUGAACUCUGAACUCGUGACAAUCACCUUUGAGACAAAAUUAGGAUGGCUCUUUUUAUGUUUGUUUGUUAUAAUAUAGAAAGCUUAUUGAACAGUUUAUACCGUUUUCUUACCUCGUGUACUUGAUGGUGAACAUUCUAAUCAAACGGAUAUCCGUGA
Molecule: messenger RNA, 3874 nt
Organism: Linum trigynum
Lineage: Eukaryota; Viridiplantae; Streptophyta; Magnoliopsida; Malpighiales; Linaceae
Source: the annotation of a GenBank genome assembly